This is a messenger RNA of Octodon degus (degu), 800 nucleotides long. It is a transcript of the gene Cldnd2, whose product is annotated as claudin domain containing 2. The record is from RefSeq and is a predicted model, not a curated record. The coding region runs from base 156 to 758 and encodes 200 amino acids. Gene Ontology annotation, cellular component: plasma membrane. Lineage: Eukaryota; Metazoa; Chordata; Mammalia; Rodentia; Octodontidae. The transcript has 4 exons.
GGGAAGGGGACUGGACCACAGAUGGGACUUUGCACUGGAGGAGGGAGGUCUCUGGGAAGGCUGGUUCCUCAGCAGUAAGGCUGGGAGGAGGUCUUGAAGUCCCCUGUGGGAGGGUAGAGGGAGGGUCGCGUGUCCCCUAGGCAGGUUGUGGAGGAAUGGGCCCCAGGGUUUUAGAGAACUCUAAGGGAGGCGGUGUGAGGGGGCAUCGGAGGUCAGCCAGCCCUGCCUCUGCGGUCCCCAGCAGCAGCCUGCCACGCAUGGGAGUAAAGCGGAGCCUUCAGGGCUGGGGCACUUUGCUCAGCUUCAUGGCCUGUGUCGUCACGAUCCUGUCCACGGUAACCAACUACUGGAUCCUCCAUGAGAACGGGCACAGCGGCCUGUGGCAAGAGUGCACCCAGGGCCUGUGCUCCAACAUCCCCCGCCAGCCCACGAUCUUGAUCGCCUCGUUGUUCCUGGUGCUGUCGGCUAGCUGCGGUGUGGUGGCCACGGUGAUGGGGUUGCGGGUUUUGUAUCGGGCGGACGAGUCUCUGCGGGGCCAGACUACAAGCGUCUUGCUCUUUGUCAGCGGGCUGCUGCUGCUGAUGGCGCUGACCAGCUACACAGUGGGGAGUGCGAGGAAGGACGACGUCUUCUCCUGGUCCUAUUUUUCAGGGUGGCUGGCUUUACCCUUCUCUGUUCUCGCAGGCAGCUGCUUCCUGCUGGCGGACAUGAUUUUGCGGAGCACGGAGGCCAUCCGCACCUUCCCCGUGUGCCUGUGAGCGCGCCGGCCCAGGCGCAAUAAAGUGACGGCUCAGCUCGGA